AUGUAUGUAACGUGGGCGACUUUUAACAAUGUAAGAAUGCUUCUAAUGGCUUGCAUGCCAAUUGUAAUUUUUUAUUUAAUAUGGUUAGUAAACACAUCAGAAGGAAUACGAAGUGAAGAGGGAACCCUCUUGGAUCUAAUAUGCUGGCCCGACGGUAAUGCGAUUCCUGUUAUUAUAGCCUGUGGAUCUAUAAUAGCAGUCGUUAUUGAGCUAUAUGGUUUAUAUCAACUAUUUAAGGCAGGGUUACCGAAAAGGGAAUACAAUGUCACCAAUGGCUUAUUUUACUAUAUCUGGGCCUUGAUUGUUAUGAUCCUUAUUUUUCUUGCUAUAAUGUUUUAUUCUGGAUUACAGUCGACUAUAUUACGAGCUAAGAUCAAAGGAGGAAUAACUAAAGCUAUGUUAAGAUACGCAAGUCACUUGCCUUCGAAAGUAGCAAUAGAUAGGCUUCAGACGAGAUUCCGCUGCUGUGGUCGCGUGGACUAUCAGGAGUGGUUCUAUAUUCCUUGGUUUACCACCGAAGAAAGUGUCGCUACUAACGCUGUAGCAAGUAAUAGGUUCGUCGCUGACAACGUCCCCUACAGUUGCUGCUCCAAGGACGUAAUGUCUCCCUGCAUACACCACGGCGUUUCACAUAGAGGAGUUAUUUAUAAAUACGAUCCUGCGAAACAACUAACGAUAUGGUCAGAAGGUUGCGAAGAGAAAUUAAUAUACGAGAUGAUGUCGGUGUCGUGGAGGUUUAAUGCGGUGAUGUCCUUGAUCAUUAUAACAAUGAUUCUACAAGUGAUCGCGGUACGUUAUUUGCACACUGCCUAUAAAAACGGUUUGCAUUGUGGUAAUCAAAUAACUUGCUACGCCUAUCUUCUUCGUUCAGCGACUGAUACAAAGAUACAGCAGACAGUAUAUUCAAGAAGGAAGGCGUUUAGAAAGAAGAAGCCGAAACAGACACGAACACUGCAGUGGGUGACGGGCAGCUCGCAGCCGGCUUUGCGGAGAUACUUGAGCUCCACGGACAGUUCAGAUGAGUUAUUGAAACCUAUUUUCGAAUGAUUUUAAAUCAUUCAAUGCAUUUUAUUGCACAGUAAAAGAUUUACCCUGCGAUAAAUUUAUGAUU
Papilio machaon (common yellow swallowtail) is the source of this 1111-nucleotide messenger RNA. Its product is annotated as photoreceptor outer segment membrane glycoprotein 2-like. Gene Ontology annotation, cellular component: membrane. The coding region runs from base 1 to 1047 and encodes 348 amino acids. Lineage: Eukaryota; Metazoa; Arthropoda; Insecta; Lepidoptera; Papilionidae. The transcript is spliced from 6 exons. The record is from RefSeq and is a predicted model, not a curated record.